GGUCAGUUCAAGUUGUUAAAGGAGAACAGCCGCAAACACGUUUGGCAAGGGAGAAGGUCUGAUGCGGAUGAUAAGUUUUGUCGGACGAUGGAGGUGCCACAUACGUCACGGAGUUGCAAUCAUCGAAGACUAGAUCAGGGAAGGGAAAAUUAGAAAAAACAAAAUAGUAGCUAGCAGCCUGGAGGCCUGUCGAGGAUCCGGAUCGACAUCACCUAUACAAUCGCGCACAUCGCAUUUAUAAGCCGAAUAACGCAAAUAUUAAUUUAAUUCACAUUUCGAAAUUCGCGGCAAUGGAUACCAGCGUCCGACACGCGCCCGCCGUAACACUCACGACUUGCUUCUCAAAAUGUUGCGGAGAUCAAGCUUCCGGACAGGAAACAGAUACAGGGUCCAUUCCUCAAGACGUCGCUAUAACCGUCGCAAUACGUUCCGUUGGCUCCUAAGCAUAUGUCUGGAGAACCUACCCAAGCGCAAAUGGGAUCAAGUCGUCAUGUUCAUGUUUAUUUUCGCUCUCUUCCCCUUCCUUCAUGCACUUCUCGGUAUCGGGGGGAAAGUAGAGCAACAUGUCAGUCGCCCAGCGAAAGCAACCAGCGGGCCUCCAGAUACAUCGCAAGGAAGUGACAUAGGUGAAGCCACUCCCCUCAUGAACCAGCUGCUUGCGAGUGACACUCACGCGGGCUACCCAGUCGGGGUUUCUGAGCACAUCACGCACCCUACACGCGCGCCCAUUGCAUUGACACCACAAGAUGCAUUCCCUGACCCGACCUCCCCAGUUUCCCACUCAGAGACAACGCCUACAAUGCCUUCAGCGUCUGCGUUCGCACAGACACCUGAACCUGUUGCUCCAGCUUGGCUCCAGGAAGACAAGAACGGGGAAGGUAUGCCCUAUGACCCAUUCUAUCUCGAAUUCAACGGCGUGUCAUGGAGUACGCCAACAAAGCGAUCUAGACAGCCACUGGUGCAAAGAACUCGGAGCAUCCGGCGAAUGCAAAGGGUAACGUUCAGGAGGUGUUCCGAAUGCCAAUGAGGAGUCAAGAAAUUGGCGGGUCCCAUCCGGGACACCAGUCGAUCAGCAAAUGUUCGUUUAUGUGAUUAUUUCAUUUUCUACGUACUUGUCGACAUGUAAAAUGGUCUUGAUGAAUCUGUCCGUACACUGCACAGUGACUAUGUCAACUUGAAUGGGCGGGAGUGCACUGUAGUGGUAAG
Molecule: messenger RNA, 1206 nt
Organism: Suillus clintonianus
Lineage: Eukaryota; Fungi; Basidiomycota; Agaricomycetes; Boletales; Suillaceae
Exons: 2
Coding region: 347-1027 (226 amino acids)
Source: RefSeq, a predicted model, not a curated record